Hemicordylus capensis (graceful crag lizard) is the source of this 3455-nucleotide messenger RNA. It is a transcript of the gene CSNK1D, whose product is annotated as casein kinase 1 delta. The record is from RefSeq and is a predicted model, not a curated record. Gene Ontology annotation, molecular function: protein serine/threonine kinase activity; ATP binding. Gene Ontology annotation, cellular component: nucleus; cytoplasm; spindle microtubule. Lineage: Eukaryota; Metazoa; Chordata; Lepidosauria; Squamata; Cordylidae. The coding region runs from base 58 to 1287 and encodes 409 amino acids. The transcript has 10 exons. Gene Ontology annotation, biological process: peptidyl-serine phosphorylation; regulation of circadian rhythm; positive regulation of canonical Wnt signaling pathway.
UCCCGUGCUCUGAGUCUGGGUCCUCGCAACCGGGUUGGGUCCAACCGAGCCGCCUCGAUGGAGCUGCGAGUCGGGAACCGGUACCGGCUUGGCCGGAAGAUCGGGAGUGGCUCCUUCGGGGACAUUUACCUCGGAACUGACAUUGCUGCUGGAGAAGAGGUUGCCAUCAAAUUGGAAUGUGUGAAAACCAAACAUCCUCAACUCCACAUAGAGAGCAAAAUUUACAAAAUGAUGCAAGGUGGAGUGGGUAUUCCCACAAUCAAAUGGUGUGGUGCCGAAGGAGAUUACAAUGUAAUGGUGAUGGAGUUGUUGGGACCAAGCCUUGAAGACCUCUUCAACUUCUGUUCAAGGAAAUUCAGCCUCAAGACAGUCCUUCUACUUGCUGAUCAAAUGAUUAGCCGAAUAGAAUAUAUUCAUUCAAAGAACUUCAUCCACCGAGAUGUAAAGCCUGAUAACUUCCUGAUGGGGCUAGGCAAGAAAGGCAAUCUUGUCUACAUCAUAGAUUUUGGGCUGGCCAAGAAAUAUCGGGAUGCUCGAACCCAUCAGCACAUUCCAUAUCGUGAAAAUAAAAACUUAACAGGAACUGCCCGCUAUGCCUCCAUCAACACACAUCUUGGAAUUGAACAAUCUCGCAGAGAUGACUUGGAGUCCUUGGGCUAUGUACUCAUGUAUUUUAACCUGGGCUCCCUCCCCUGGCAGGGACUGAAGGCAGCCACAAAAAGACAGAAAUAUGAACGCAUCAGUGAAAAGAAAAUGUCUACACCAAUUGAGGUUUUGUGUAAAGGAUACCCUUCUGAGUUUGCUACAUACCUGAAUUUCUGCCGCUCGCUGCGCUUUGAUGACAAACCAGAUUAUUCUUAUCUAAGACAAUUAUUCAGAAACCUCUUCCACAGACAAGGCUUCUCCUAUGACUAUGUAUUUGACUGGAAUAUGCUCAAAUUUGGUGCAAACCGAGCAGUUGAAGAUGCUGAACGUGAAAGGAGGGAGAGAGAAGAGAGACUAAGACACACACGAAAUCCAGCUGUUCGUGGUUUACCUUCCACUGCCUCAGGCAGGCUGAGGGGGACACAAGAUGUCGCGCCUCCUACCCCUCUUACCCCAACCUCACAUACUGCAAACACUUCUCCUCGGCCGGUGUCUGGAAUGGAGCGAGAACGGAAAGUGAGUAUGCGAUUGCAUCGUGGUGCCCCAGUCAACAUCUCCUCGUCUGAUUUAACAGGCCGACAAGAUACCUCGCGCAUGUCAACCUCACAGAAUAGCAUUCCCUUCGAACACCAUGGCAAGUAGCUGCUCGUCUCCUUCUCGUUGGAAAGCAGCACUGGAUUCCUGCUCUGGCGACGACCAGCGUUCUCCAGUCUGCGGUGCAUCGGUGAAAUCACACGUUGCCAUUGAGGGGCAGAUAAUGCAUGGCUGAUCUCCUAUGUUACCAAUGGCUUUUACUAGCAAAACUUCCCCAAACUAGAGCAGAAGAAAUAUUACAACUCGAUCUCUCCUUGCCACUUACUAAAGAUACUCCCAGGAACAUGGACAGAAUCCAGCAGCUGCCACUACAAGAGGCUUUGGCCAGAAACCUGAUAACCUUAUGUGAACUCUAGCAACAGGGCUGGAAAAGGAAGAGAUGGUUUACAGCAUUAACCGCCUGUUACUUAAUAGCCAUUUCAGUUCUCCCUCCACAGGCGGCAGCCUUUACCCCCUUUUUAUUGUUCUACUGUAACUAUAAAUCUUUUACUUGGUUUAAAAAAGUUUUGUAUUCAUUUUGCUAAGAUUAUUGGCUUAAAUUUCUCUGUAAAGAAUUCUGUCUCGCUUUUGUCUGAUUUUGAAACCUAUGUAGAAAUGUGAACAAUCCUGAAGUUUAAAACAUAACAAGACUUGAAACUUCUUGUAAACUUGAGUCAGGCAGGGAAUGUGUAAAUGAACAGUCUGCUUUUAUUUUACUCUGUUUACUUUUUGUAUGGUCCCGUUCUAAAGAGGAGAAGGGGUGCUCUCAAGGUUUGUUUGUUUGUUUUUAGUUUUGCUUUUGGCUGUCUUGUUCUUCCAGAUUUUUAAAAAAGCUAGUGUACAUGUAGUGUGGAAACAUUUUUAAAUGUUUGUUUCUGGUACUGUCCAAGAAAGAGCGGAAGAUGUUUUGAAGGGAGAUAGCCGUACCCACUAGAGGUGAUCAGAUCACUUCAUAUAGACUGAGGAACAAAAGUCAAAACCUCUGUGAUCAUCAAUCUGGGAAGGCUUUAAUGUUUGAAUGUACAUUCAAUGUGUGCACUGUAUAGAGGUGGAGUUAAUAUGGAGCCUUAGGGACAAGAUCCACUGUUCCUGUCUGGGUUUUGGUACCGAGGCCAAUACAAUCUGAAUGCUGCCACUGCAGUGUGAGCAGUGUUUGUAGUUGGUGUGCUUCUCUUGAGUGCGUGGAGAACAGCAAGUGCUUACAGCCUCCUGCAUUAUGCCAAGGCUCAGAGCUAUAAACAAAAUGUUCCUGCUGCAGGAUGCCAAGAUUUGAGAACAUUCAAGCCUGUUGAAUUCUUUAAUAUUAAAGUGUGCAAGUCUGGAACAGCUGGCCUUCAGCUGAAGAUAUACUUAUAUAAUGGCCAAAACACUUAUCUUAGCAAGUGAGUGUGCCAGCUAUCAAUAUGGAAGAAUCUUUGUUUUCAUGAGCAAUAUAUUUUAUCCCUCUGUAAUCUGGGAGAGUAGAAGGCAUGUGAGUCAUACCAAAUACCACUCAAGGUAAUGUCAAUCCCAUCUUGGGAAUGAAGGUGCAAUACAUAAUGUGUUGUUACUACUUUUUAAUUAACAAAUGUGAGAUUCUUGCCUCAUAAUACAACUCCAUAGUUUCCUUUUACUGUUCAUUUGCAAGCAUUUUUAAUUGUUCCAAAGUUCUGUCAGUUUCUUUUAGUUUUGUGGAUUAUUGGAAAUGAACAAGCUUGUUAUUUUUCUUUCGCUGCUUUAGAUCAUUAACCAAGUGCUUAUUUGUACGUUCAGGGUCUGAUUUGAUUCUACAAUUUGGGGGAGUGCAAUGGGAAUGUUUUUAAAUGUUGGUCCAUGGAGAAUUUUGCAUAACUGUAUCACUCGGUUACUGUAGAUGUUGGUUCUUCGGGCAUGUGCACUUCCAUUUGUACAGUUCUACACUUCCGUGUGCUUUCUUUGUAAAUACUUGUGGUCAAUGAUGUUAUGUUAGAGACUUAUAAAGGCAGCCUCUUCUCUCUAUAUAUCUGGAACCUUAAAUUGCUGUACUAUACUUAAAAGGUUGACUGAUGCAAAUUUCUAGACUUGUACUUGGUUGUGGGCAGUCCUUGCCCUUCCAUUAUAGUUAAAUCCCACCAUCACCUACUGAAAAUAUAGUUAGAAUGUCUCUCUAGACCUGUGUACUGGUAACUGGUAACCAAUAUCUCAGAACACCUCAUUUGUAUUACCACUGUAUUUGUGUACUUUAAUAAUUGUGUAAAUAAAUUCAUAAGGACUUCUAA